GCGCGCACCGCCCGUGCAAUCCCUGCUUAAGAGACCCCGGAGUGGGGCGCUCGCCCGAAGCCAGGCCGCGUCCGCCAUAGUGCCUGGCUUGGAGGUGUCGCCGGCGCCUGGUGAGGGCCCGAGAGCGGCAGGGGGGCGAAACAAAAAAAGGGAGCCGGCGGAGCCCUCGCCCUUGCCCGGCGGCUUCCGGGCCUAAUCUCGCGGUACUGGGCCGAAAGGCGACGGGAGCGAAAGGCGAGAGAAGCGCGGAGCACUCGGCGAGAGGAAGCGUCAGGGAGCCUCGGCGGCGUCGCCAGGGUCCGCCGAAGCCCCGCGGCCGCUGGCUGGGGCCCGGGGUGGUGAGGAAGCGCUGCGAGGCCUAGCCGAGGCCUAGUACCGUCUUUGUGUCUGAGGCGGCGUUGGCGGCGGCGGCGGGGGGGAGGCGGAGCCGGGGGCGGCCUGCGGGAAGGCCUCUCCUCCGCCGACCGCGCGUUUCGGCCUAGGCCGUGGGGCCGCCCGUGGCCUCCGGGAGGCAGGCGAAAGGGGUCUGUGUGUGGUGGGGGCCUGGGCCUGGGGCAGCCGACGGCGGUCGUCCGGAAGCCAGGAGGAGGCGAAAGGCCGCUCGUGGACUCCGGGCCUAGGCCCUCUCCCCUCAACCUUCUCCCGGGGCCUGGGUCACCCCCAUCCACGGAGAGAGAGAGAGAGACCAACCGGGAGGUGCGGCCGCGCAAUGGACCCCUGACCCCGCGGGGUCACUCGGACUCUUAACGUGUGGACUGACCGCAACUGACUGCACCGCCUGCCCCCGUCUCCUGCCGGCCCUUAGCAUGAGCGAGGGGGACCCAGCCGGGUGACAUUGUGCCCGUUGGCGGAUUCUCGCUUGCCCCCUGCCCCGUCCUCGUCCACCUCCUCCCACAUGAAGCGCUUCUGAAUAUCCGGGGGCGGGUUCUGGAUCAUUGUUUUUACGAACCCCUGCUUGUGGUUGGGGGGGUAUUUAAUCUGAGGCCUUAGGGUCCUUCGGUGUCUCUGAGUGUUUUGUGUGUGUACAUAUUUUGCUCUUAAGUUUAUAAAUAUACACAUAUUGAGCGUGUCCACGUCUCCUCGCUGAACCUUAGGCAUCCUUUGGCACCAUGUCCUGUGUGCAUUAUAAGUUUUCCUCUAAACUCAACUAUGAUACCGUCACCUUUGAUGGGCUCCAUAUCUCCCUCUGCGACUUAAAGAAGCAGAUUAUGGGGAGAGAGAAGCUGAAAGCUGCCGACUGCGACCUGCAGAUCACCAACGCGCAGACGAAAGAAGAGUAUACUGAUGAUAAUGCUCUAAUUCCUAAGAAUUCAUCUGUAAUUGUUAGAAGAAUUCCUAUUGGAGGUGUUAAAUCUACAAGCAAGACAUAUGUUAUAAGUCGAACUGAACCAGUGAUGGGAACUUCAAAAGCAAUUGAUGACUCAUCUGCGUCUAUUUCUCUGGCCCAGCUUACAAAGACUGCCAAUCUGGCUGAAGCCAAUGCUUCUGAAGAAGAUAAAAUUAAAGCAAUGAUGUCGCAAUCUGGCCAUGAAUACGACCCAAUCAAUUACAUGAAGAAACCUCUAGGUCCACCACCUCCGUCUUAUACCUGUUUCCGUUGUGGUAAACCCGGCCACUAUAUUAAGAAUUGCCCAACAAACGGGGAUAAGAACUUUGAAUCUGGUCCUAGGAUUAAAAAGAGCACUGGAAUUCCCAGAAGUUUUAUGAUGGAAGUGAAAGAUCCCAACAUGAAAGGUGCAAUGCUUACCAACACUGGAAAAUACGCAAUACCAACUAUAGAUGCAGAAGCAUAUGCAAUUGGAAAGAAAGAAAAACCGCCUUUUUUACCAGAGGAACCAUCUUCUUCUUCAGAAGAAGAUGAUCCUAUUCCAGAUGAAUUGUUGUGUCUCAUCUGCAAAGAUAUUAUGACUGAUGCUGUUGUUAUUCCCUGCUGUGGAAACAGUUAUUGUGAUGAAUGUAUAAGAACAGCCCUCUUGGAAUCAGAUGACCAUACCUGUCCAACAUGUCAUCAGAAUGAUGUGUCUCCUGAUGCUUUAAUUGCCAAUAAAUUCUUACGACAGGCUGUUAAUAACUUCAAAAAUGAAACUGGUUAUACAAAAAGACUAAGAAAACAGUUACCCCCACCGCCACCCCCAUUACCACCUCCUCGACCCCUCAUCCAGCGGAACUUACAACCUCUGAUGAGAUCUCCGAUAUCAAGACAACAAGAUCCUCUGAUGAUUCCAGUGACGUCUUCAUCAACUCACCCGGCUUCCUCUAUGUCUUCAUUAACCUCCAAUCAGUCUUCCUUGGCCCCUCCUGUGCCUGGAAAUCCAUCUUCUGCCCCAGCCCCUGUACCUGAUAUAACUGCCACAGUCUCCAUAUCAGUCCACUCAGAAAAAGCAGAUGGACCUUUCCGGGAUUCUGAUAGUAAAAUACUGCCAGCUGCAGCUCUUGCAUCAGAACAUUCAAAGGGAGCCUCUUCACUUGCAAUUACUGCUCUUAUGGAAGAGAAGGGUUACCAGGUGCCUGUACUUGGAACCCCAUCUUUGCUUGGACAGUCAUUAUUGCAUGGACAGUUGAUCCCCACAACUGGUCCAGUAAGAAUAAACACUGCUCGUCCAGGUGGUGGUCGACCAGGUUGGGAACAUUCCAACAAGCUUGGGUAUCUGGUUUCUCAACCACAGCAAAUUAGAAGAGGGGAGAGGAGCUGCUACAGAAGUAUAAACCGUGGACGACACCACAGCGAAAGAUCACAGAGAACUCAAGGCCCAUCACUACCAGCAACUCCAGUUUUUGUACCUGUCCCACCCCCUCCUUUGUAUCCUCCUCCUCCCCAUACACUGCCUCUCCCUCCAGGUGUUCCUCCACCACAGUUUUCUCCUCAGUUUCCUCCUGGCCAGCCUCCGCCUGCUGGGUAUAGUGUUCCCCCUCCAGGGUUUCCUCCAGCUCCAGCCAAUUUAUCAGCACCUUGGGUAUCAUCAGGAGUCCAGACAGCUCAUUCAAAUACCAUCCCAACAACACAAGCACCACCUUUGUCCAGGGAAGAAUUCUAUAGAGAGCAACGACGACUAAAAGAAGAGGAAAAGAAAAAGUCCAAGCUAGAUGAGUUUACAAAUGAUUUUGCUAAGGAAUUGAUGGAAUACAAAAAGAUUCAAAAGGAGCGUAGGCGCUCAUUUUCCAGGUCCAAAUCUCCCUAUAGUGGUUCAUCCUAUUCAAGAAGUUCAUAUACUUAUUCUAAAUCAAGAUCUGGUUCAACACGUUCACGUUCUUACUCUCGAUCAUUUAGCCGCUCACACUCUCGUUCCUAUUCACGGUCACCUCCAUACCCCAGAAGAGGCAGAGGAAAGAGCCGAAAUUACCGUUCACGGUCUAGAUCUCACGGGUAUCAUCGAUCUAGGUCAAGGUCACCCCCAUAUAGACGAUAUCAUUCACGGUCAAGAUCUCCUCAAGCAUUUAGGGGACAAUCUCCUAAUAAACGCAACGUGGCACAAGGCGAAACAGAACGUGAAUAUUUUAACAGAUACAGAGAAGUUCCACCACCUUAUGACUUGAAAGCUUAUUACGGGAGGAAUGUUGACUUUAGAGACCCAUUUGAAAAAGAACGUUAUCGAGAAUGGGAGAGGAAAUACAGAGAGUGGUACGAAAAAUAUUAUAAAGGCUGUGCUGUUGGAACACAGCCUAGGCCAUCAGCGAAUAGAGAGAACUUUUCUCCAGAAAGAUUUUUACCACUUAAUAUCAGGAAUUCUCCCUUCACAAGAGGCCGCAGAGAGGAUUACUCUGCUGGACAAAGUCAUAGAAGUCGAAAUGUAGGUGGCAACUAUCCAGAGAAGCUUUCAUCAAGAGACAGUCACAAUCAAAAGGAUAAUACAAAGUCAAAAGAGAAGGAGAGUGAAAAUGCUCCAGGAGAUGGCAAAGGAAACAAACAUAAGAAACACAGAAAAAGAAGAAAGGGAGAGGAAAAUGAAGGCUUUCUAAACCCAGAGUUAUUAGAAACUUCUCGGAAAUCAAGGGAACCUACAAGUGGUGAAGAAAAUAAGGCAGACUCAUUGUUUGUUCUCCCAGGUAGAGAUGAUGCUACACCUGUUAGAGAUGAACCAAUGGAUGCCGAGUCCAUCACUUUUAAAUCAAUGUCUGAAAAAGACAAGAGAGAAAAAGAUAAGCCUAAAGCAAAAGGAGACAAGACCAAACGGAAAAAUGAUGGAUCUGCUGCAUCCAAAAAAGAAACCGUUGUAAAACCUGCUAAAGGACCCCAAGAAAAACCAGAUGGAGAGCGUGAAAAAUCUCCUCGAUCUGAACCUCCACUUAAAAAAGCCAAAGAGGAGACUCCAAAGACUGACAGUGUGAAAUCAUCCUCCUCUCAAAAAGAUGAAAAGAUCGUUGGUACCCCCAGAAAAGCUCACUCCAAGUCAGUAAAAGAACACCAAGAGACAAAACCAGUCAAAGAGGAAAAAGUAAAGAAGGACUACUCCAAAGACAUCAAGUCAGAGAAGCUCACUAGUAAGGAAGAAAAGGCCCGGAAGCCUAAUGAGAAAAGUAAACCUCUUGAUAGCAAAGGAGAAAAAAGGAAAAGAAAAACUGAAGAAAAGAGUGUCGAUAAAGAUUUUGAAUCCUCUUCAAUGAAAAUCUCUAAAUUAGAAGUAACUGAAAUAGUGAAACCAUCACCAAAGCGCAAAAUGGAACCUGAUGUUGAAAAGAUGGAUAGGACGCCUGAAAAAGACAAAAUUUCCUCGUCAACUGCUCCAGCCAAAAAAAUCAAGCUCAACAGAGAAACUGGUAAAAAGAUUGGAAGUACAGAAAACGUAUCUAAUACAAAAGAACCCUCUGAAAAAUUGGAAUCAACAUCUGGCAAAGUCAAACAAGAAAAAGUCAAAGGAAAAGUCAGGCGAAAAGUAACGGGAACUGAAGGAUCCAGCUCAACACUCGUGGAUUACACCAGUACGAGCUCAACUGGAGGCAGUCCUGUGCGGAAAUCUGAAGAAAAAACAGAUACAAAGCGAACUGUCAUCAAAACGAUGGAAGAAUAUAAUAACGACAACACGGCCCCUGCUGAAGAUGUUAUUAUUAUGAUUCAGGUUCCUCAAUCCAAAUGGGAUAAAGAUGACUUUGAAUCUGAAGAAGAAGAUGUUAAAGCCACCACACAGCCUGUAUCAAGUGUAGGAAAACCUGCCAGUGUUAUAAAAAAUGUUAGCACUAAACCGUCAAAUGCAGUCAAGUAUACUGAAAAAGAAAGUGAGUCAUCGGAGAAAAUUCAGAAACUCACCAAGGAAGUGAGCCAUGAAAUUACACAGCAUGAGGUCAAAAGUUCAAAAAACUGUACAUCUAGUGAAAAAGGGAAAACCAAAGAUCGAGAUCAUUCAGUGACAGAAAAGGAAAACCCAGACAAGAGGAAGACUAGCGCCCAGCCAGAGAAAGAUAGUAACCUGGACCGUCUGAAUGAACAAGGAAAUUUUAAAAGUCUGUCUCAAUCUUCCAAAGAGACUAGAACUUCAGAUAAGCAUGAUUCCAUUCGAGGUUCCUCAAAUAAAGACUUCACUCCCAACAGAGACAAAAAAACAGACUACGACAACAGAGAGUAUUCAAGUUCCAAACGUAGAGAUGAAAGGAAUGAAUUAACCAGAAGAAAAGACUCUCCUUCUCGGAGUAAAGACUCUACAUCGGGACAAAAAACUAAGCCACGGGAGGAGAGAGAUUUGUCUAAAAAAGGAACAGGAGAUCCCAAAAAAAGUAAUUCCAGUCCCUCAAGAGACAAAAAACCUCAUGAUCAUAAGGCCGCUUAUGAUACUAAACGUUCAAGUGAAGAGACAAAAUCCGUAGAUAAAAAUCCCUGUAAGGAGCGUGAGAAGCAUGUGUUAGAGGCAAAGAGUAAUAAAGAGUCAAGUGGCAGUAAAGCACUUUGUGUGCUUAACCCACCAGACCCACAGAUGGAGAAAGAACAAGUUCUUACUGCACCAGUUGAUAAGAACACCGUCAAGCCUAAGCCCCAGUUAAGUCAUUCCUCUAGACUGUCCUCCGACUUAACUAGAGAAACUGAUGAAGCUGCUUUUGAACCAGACUAUAAUGAAAGUGACAGUGAAAGCAAUAUAUCUGUAAAAGAGGAAGAAACUUCAGGGAAGACGUCUAAGGAACCGAAAGAUAAAGUAGUGGAGAAAGCGAAAGAGAGCCUGGACGCAGCAGCAGUCAGCCAGGUGGAUGUGACCAGGAGCCAGAGUCAAAGCAGCCCUAGUAUCAGCCCCAGUAGAAGUCACAGCCCUUCCGGAAGCCAAACUCGAAGCCACAGUAGCAGUGCCAGCUCUGCAGAAAGUCAGGACAGCAAGAAGAAGAAGAAGAAGAAGGAAAAGAAAAAGCACAAGAAGCAUAAAAAACAUAAGAAGCAUAAGAAGCAUGCAGGCACUGAAGUAGAAUUGGAAAAAAGCCAAAAACACAAACAUAAGAAAAAGAAGUCAAAGAAGAGCAAAGAUAAAGACAAGGAGAAGGAGAAGGAUGACCAAAAAGUGAAAUCUGUCACUGUGUAAAAGGGCAGAUUUUAAAAAUUGACUUAAUUACUAAGUCAUCUGUAUUAAAUUUUGUUAUAAUGUAAAGAGAUUCAAGCCUUGUAAAUAAUGAUAUGGAAGACCCUGUGCUGCACUUAAAAUAUUGCUGCUUGAUUAUUUGAUUUUUACAUCAGAGCUUUAUAACACGAACUUUUGUACAGAAUUGUGAGUUGUGACCAUGUAACAUGAGAGGUUUUGCUAGGGCCUAUUAUUUUUAACCACCAUUAAUUAGUUGGGGUGGAGUUUACUGUACUGUGAAAUUUUCACAUUUGAAUUUUUUUAAUUGCCUGGCAAAAAAGCUGAUAUCAGUUCUAAAAUAUCAGCAGAAUGAUUUGCUCAAUUCAUUACAACCCCGUUAUGUCACUUUUUGAUUACAAUAAAAGUUUUCAGUAAACUUUUCAAA
This is a messenger RNA of Phacochoerus africanus (Common warthog), 6915 nucleotides long. RefSeq names its product RB binding protein 6, ubiquitin ligase (gene RBBP6). Gene Ontology annotation, molecular function: ubiquitin protein ligase activity; nucleic acid binding; zinc ion binding. The transcript is spliced from 18 exons. Lineage: Eukaryota; Metazoa; Chordata; Mammalia; Artiodactyla; Suidae. Bases 1110 to 6494 code for a protein of 1794 amino acids. The record is from RefSeq and is a predicted model, not a curated record. Gene Ontology annotation, cellular component: nucleus. Gene Ontology annotation, biological process: mRNA processing; protein ubiquitination; ubiquitin-dependent protein catabolic process.